This is a messenger RNA of Peronospora belbahrii, 642 nucleotides long. Lineage: Eukaryota; Oomycota; Peronosporomycetes; Peronosporales; Peronosporaceae. The record is from the annotation of a GenBank genome assembly.
AUGUCAUUUGAGCUACCAAAGAUCCCGUAUGAAUACAACGCGCUUGAGCCGUUUGUUGAUACGGCGACCAUGAACAUUCAUCAUACGAAGCAUCACCAAGCUUAUGUGACUAACAUUAACAAGUACAUCUCGUCGGACAAGGGCGACGCGCUCAAGGGCAAGUCGAUUCUUGAGGUUAUCAAGUCAGCCACGGAUGCGCCUGUGCGCAAUAAUGGCGGUGGUCACUACAAUCACUCACUUUUUUGGACGUGGAUGACGUCGCCUGGGUCCACGAACACGGCCCCGCACGGCGCCCUCAAGACCCGUAUUGAGGAGGACUUUGGCUCGCUUGAUCAGAUGAAGCAGGAGUUUAAUGCCGCUGCGUCAUCACGUUUUGGCUCUGGCUGGGCGUGGCUUGGUGUCAAGGAAGAUGGCAAACUUGCCAUUACUUCCACUAUUAAUCAAGAUAACCCGCUAAUGCCUAACGUGGACCAGCCACUUAUUCCCAUUCUGGGUCUCGAUGUGUGGGAGCACGCCUAUUAUCUCAAAUACCAGAAUCGCCGCCCGGAGUACAUUUCAGCCUUUUGGAACGUCGCAAACUGGGACAAGGUUGUCGAGUACUACGACAAUUAUGCCUCGAAGGGCAAGGCCGUGGACAUUUGA